AACCUUGACAAGAUAGCGAAAUUUGAGCUGAAUUCUCGCUAAACGCUAUCCGUCAUGUCGAUCAUCUACCGCAAGUCGAUAGCCGUGCUGGACAAGUUUGUCCCGCAGAAGCUGCAGCCUCUUUGGGCCCAUCCUGCAGGACCAAAAACAGUUUUCUUCUGGGCCCCUCUCUUCAAAUGGGGUCUUGUCAUCGCCGGAAUUGGUGACCUGUCGAGGCCUGCUGACAAACUGAGCGUGGGCCAAGCGGGUGCCCUGAGCGCCACGGGCCUGAUCUGGUCCAGGUACUCUUUGGUCAUCAUCCCGAAAAACUGGAGCCUGUUCUCCGUGAACGUCUUUGUGGCCAUUACCAGCCUCUACCAGUUCGCCAGGGCUAUGAACUACCAAAUGAACCAGAAGAAGCAGGAAGCGCCGACUUCAUAAACGAUAUCGAAAGGAGGAAAUUGCAAUGCUGCAGCUGUUCCUUUUAUUUAGUAGAGAGUAGAUGGGAUAUAUCAUGUGAUCACAAACGAGAGAGCCAAGGAAUUAUUGGCUCGGGGUGGUUCAGUAGGGGUCUUUCGAACAACAACCAAAGCUUAAAAAUGUAUGGUGCAUAUUGUACCUUUCUUGAAUCUUAAAUAUCGAUGUGCAGCACUUUUACACCGGACAAAGUUACACUUUUUGCACAAUUUUACUACACAGCAAAGCAGGUUUUGCAAACUUUUUUCACGCCAGAGUUGACUUUUGGCUGUCAUUGAUUCCAUUUUAUUAAAUAGCUGUUCUGAUGUGAAUCUCUGUAUACAAUUCUGUUUCCCGCGGUGAAAUAAACUUUCUGUUGUUAUUGUUGUCAUUUUA
Messenger RNA from Cloeon dipterum, 831 nucleotides. RefSeq names its product mitochondrial pyruvate carrier 2-like. Gene Ontology annotation, cellular component: mitochondrial inner membrane. The transcript has 4 exons. The record is from RefSeq and is a predicted model, not a curated record. Gene Ontology annotation, biological process: pyruvate import into mitochondria. Lineage: Eukaryota; Metazoa; Arthropoda; Insecta; Ephemeroptera; Baetidae. The coding region runs from base 55 to 420 and encodes 121 amino acids. Gene Ontology annotation, molecular function: pyruvate transmembrane transporter activity.